UGUUAAGGUAGUGACGGAAAAGAAAAAGAAAAGACUCCAACCAAUUUUCCGGUCCAACUAGACGGGAAAUAUCUGUCUCCGUCAAUCUCUCCGGCGGACAAGCUGCUGUAGCGCUCGAAAAUGAACUCCCAAAUCUAGGCCACUACAUUGUCGCUCAUCUUUGCUUUUCUUUUCUAAGUUGAUGAUUUUGUACUGAACUCAAGUACUAAUGGAUCGAGCUCGAACUGCAAGUCCGAGGCAGUUAAGGAAAUGGAGCAGCGAAACCGGAGCUCCCAUGGCCGCUCUUACUGUCGGCUCUUCAUCUCCAAGGCAUGGCCGCUCUUCCUCUAUCUCCGGAAUGUCUAACAUUAAGCGCACUCAGAAUGUUGCUGCCAAAGCUGCUGCCCAGCGCCUUGCUCAAGUCAUGGCCUCUCAAGCAGCCACUGGCAAUGAUGACGAUGAAGAUGGUGAUGAUGAUCUUGGAUUCCGAUUUGCCGCUCCUCCACCUCCCACUUUUUCCAGGUCCAAGGUCAGCACUGCUGCCAAUAGCUCUAGUGAUAGCAAUGCUAUCAACCCUGCUAUUCAGUCGGCUAAGUUAAAUACCAGAUCAUCUUCACCUGCGCUAGCUAGGAAUUUUGUUGAGGAAUUGCCGUCUCUUCGUUCAACAUCAGCAGGAAGACCAACUGUCCCAUCUCGUCCUCCACCGUCAAUACCAAGUACCCAACAGCCUGUGAAGACUCCUUCACCUAUACCACCAAUCGAUCCUCCAACCAACAAGCUGAGAGAGAAAAGAUUCUCUCCAGAUUUAAGACAAGUUAACUUGAAAGAUACAGGAGAUCACCGUGCUGCUUCUGCGCUUCGUGAUGAAUUUGAUAUGCUACAAGAAGAAAAUGAAAAUCUUCUUGGAAAGCUUAGAGUUGCCGAAACGAGUUACGAGGAAGCAGAAGCUAGAGUGAAGGAGCUUGAGAAACAGGUUGCAGCACUUGGAGAAGGAGUAUCUUUAGAAGCAAAGUUGUUAAGCAGGAAGGAAGCCUCUUUGCGCCAAAGGGAGGCUGCACUGAAAGAUGCAAAACAAGCAAAGAAUGGGAUAGCUGUGGAACUUGCAAGUCUCCACUCUAAUGUUCAGAAAGCGAAAGAUGACGCAGCUGCUGCUGUAGAUCAACUUCAGGGGACUGAGUCUGAGGUUAAAUCUCUACGCUCAAUGACACAAAGGAUGAUUUUAACCCAGAAUGAGAUGGAAGAUGUUGUUCUUAAACGAUGCUGGCUUGCACGUUAUUGGGGUUUAGCAACUCAGUUUGGCAUUUGUGCAGAUAUUGCUGCUUCAAAACACGAGUACUGGUCAUCCUUCGCACCUCUUCCUUUUGAAUUGGUUAUCUCUGCUGGCCAAAAGGCAAAGGAAGAAUGUUUGGAAAAAGGUGAUGACAAUCCAGAGAGGGGAAAGUUUGUUCAGGAUUUGAAUGAUCUCACUGGAGAAGGAAAUAUAGAAAGCAUGCUUUCUGUUGAAAUGGGUUUGAAUGAACUUGUUUCUUUGAAGGUUGAGGAUGCCAUAGUGCUUGCACUGGCUCAACAACGGCGUCCAAACUCUGCUCGAACAUCGAUUUCAGACAUCAAAUCACCAAGUGAUCCGAAGUAUAUGGAGGCAUUUGAACUCAGCCCCGAGGAGUCUGAGGAUGUUCUUUUCAAGGAGGCAUGGCUAACUUACUUUUGGAGGAGAGCCAAAGCCCAUGGUAUACAGGAGGAAAAAGCCAAUAAAAGGCUUCAAUUUUGGAGUAGUCGCAGUGGUCACUCACCAACUUCUCAUGAUGCUGUUGAUGUUGAGCAAGGUCUGAUGGAGCUAAGGAAAUUGGCCAUUGAACAAAAACUAUGGGAAUCAUCUCGGAGAUGAAUUGGUCAUUGGUUGAGAUUCUUCCGUUACUGGAGAGAAGUCUUCCCCACAGUCUAAUAUUACUGCUUGCGAUAUAUUUUACUCACUGCAUUUAAGCUCUUUUUCCACUCACUGUAGUAUUCUUCCCAAGAUUCAUGUAGGUCCAACAGGAAGGGAGGGAGUCCAGUUAAGGUUACAUGGAUUUUUAUUUAGUACAAACACGAGUACCUUAAGGAUGAUCAUACGUAAAUUCUGAAGCAAACUGUAUUUAGAAGGGAGGAUUUGGCUAUGCUUGCCGUUCUGGGAUGAUAUGCUUAGCUCCAAGUUUCGGUUAUUUGGGAACUGUCAUAUUACUACACUGAUGUAUCAUUCAUAUCCACACUUUUGUUUAUUGUAUUAACCUUUUAGUAGUAAAUACUGUUUGCAACUUA
This is a messenger RNA of Solanum tuberosum (potato), 2274 nucleotides long. Its product is annotated as coiled-coil domain-containing protein SCD2. The record is from RefSeq and is a predicted model, not a curated record. Gene Ontology annotation, biological process: cytokinesis by cell plate formation. Lineage: Eukaryota; Viridiplantae; Streptophyta; Magnoliopsida; Solanales; Solanaceae. The transcript is spliced from 17 exons. Bases 209 to 1864 code for a protein of 551 amino acids.